This is a messenger RNA of Syngnathoides biaculeatus (alligator pipefish), 999 nucleotides long. RefSeq names its product transmembrane p24 trafficking protein 6 (gene tmed6). NCBI's taxonomy places the organism in Eukaryota, Metazoa, Chordata, Actinopteri, Syngnathiformes, Syngnathidae. The record is from RefSeq and is a predicted model, not a curated record. The transcript has 4 exons. Gene Ontology annotation, cellular component: Golgi apparatus; endoplasmic reticulum; COPII-coated ER to Golgi transport vesicle. Gene Ontology annotation, biological process: Golgi organization; endoplasmic reticulum to Golgi vesicle-mediated transport; intracellular protein transport. The coding region runs from base 216 to 929 and encodes 237 amino acids.
UUUGUGGACGACGGGAGAGCGGAAAGUACACGUCGCGUUUUUCCGACGGAGUCCGAAACGCAAUCGGCGACCUCGCGCCGUAUCUGCGGUCGCUCGUACUGUUGCGGUUUUGCUUAUCGCGGCGGAGCAGCCGUCGGGCCUCGUCGCUUUCCCGGCCGGUUAAUGAUUGGCGUGGGGGGGGGGGGGGGGGAGGUAUCCGGCGCCAUCGUUCGGACAUGAAGAGGCGCGCGCUGGGCUGCUUCCUGGCGUUCCUGUUUUGGGGCUCGGGGACCGUCGGGGGCCCCCGCCCCGACGCGACGGACCAGGAGCUGUUCUGGGGCGCCGACCAGUACCACUUGGCCGUGGUUCUGCCCGCUGCCGGGAUGGACUGCUUCUGGCACUUCGCCCACCGGGGCGAGAAGUUCUACCUCAGCUUCACGGCCCAGUGGGUGACGGGCGUGGGCCACGACCGCCACCUGUCCGUCACGCUCAACGCGCCCAGCGGCCUGCUGCUCUCCACCGUGGACGACGCCCACGGUCAAGUGGACCUGGACGCCCGCGAGACCGGCUUCUACCAGAUGUGUUUCAGCAACUUCCACAACCGCUUCGGCAGCAUGCAGGUCGCCCUCAGCUUCGGGGUUUACUACGACCGCCCCCCCGAAAAAGAGCAACCGCCAGACGCCUCCGCCCGGAAACUCAACGACACGCUGAGCGUCAUCGAGGCGUCGACGCGGCGCCUGGAGAACGCCGUCUUCCACAUGUUUCGUCACUACAACCACGGCCGCGUGCGCCGCGGGGCCGACGACUUCCUGCUGACGUCCGAGCGGGGUCGCGUCGGCCGCUGGUCGGCCGCCCUGGCCGUCCUCGUGGUGCUGGCGGGAUACCUGCAGCUGCGUUUCCUCCAGAGGCUCUUCGGACCCGACGCCGACGCCCGGCCGCGCCCGUGCUGAACGCUUGUUUUUCUUUUUCCUUUUCACUCCCUGUAGUAGAGCACGGCAAUAAAGUCGCAUUUGAAACGUU